AUGGGUACUAGUCUUACGUACUGGGGUAGCCACCCAUCCAGGUGGAGCCCCUCCCCCGAUCCACCGCAAGGGAGUGAUGUUGGUUACAAGAACUAUGCUAGAUUCGCGCGGAUGAAGGCAGAAAGGAAGGAAGAAGCCAGGAGAGUCCAGGAGCAGGAGGAGGUUGUUUCCGGCGGCCAUAUCCAGAAGUCAGGGGACGGGAAGGUGGGAGCGCUCUUUGCCUAUUGUCCAGAUGUCGAUGACUUUGGCCAAAUUAUACAUGAAAUACGACGGGGCGCUGGGCCUGUUGCCUGUUCCUGUCGUGACGGACAAACCAAAUCGAAGGAAGCAUUCCCAACGAUCUCGCAUGAUGUGGAGACCUGGAUCGCGUAUGUGCCUGGCGAAGCCCAUGUGCAGGGCUUGAGAAUAAAGAGAAUAAACGGAACGACUCCCGACUUUCCUCCGGUGCUUCAAGUCAGCCUACCCCCGCAAAACCACAGUAUCAUCUUUCGUCAGUACCCCCACGCGAAGCUGGAUGAGCUAAAAUGGGUGGAAUGUCCCUGA
Molecule: messenger RNA, 543 nt
Organism: Morchella importuna
Lineage: Eukaryota; Fungi; Ascomycota; Pezizomycetes; Pezizales; Morchellaceae
Exons: 3
Coding region: 1-543 (180 amino acids)
Source: RefSeq, a predicted model, not a curated record